This is a messenger RNA of Myxocyprinus asiaticus (Chinese sucker), 731 nucleotides long. RefSeq names its product 40S ribosomal protein S8-like. The coding region runs from base 56 to 682 and encodes 208 amino acids. Gene Ontology annotation, cellular component: cytosolic small ribosomal subunit; ribosome. The record is from RefSeq and is a predicted model, not a curated record. Lineage: Eukaryota; Metazoa; Chordata; Actinopteri; Cypriniformes; Catostomidae. Gene Ontology annotation, biological process: maturation of SSU-rRNA from tricistronic rRNA transcript (SSU-rRNA, 5.8S rRNA, LSU-rRNA); translation. Gene Ontology annotation, molecular function: structural constituent of ribosome. The transcript has 6 exons.
GCUUGAAACCCUCCCAUGAGCCUUUGCUGUUUCUCUUUCUAGCCGGCGCCUGAGAAUGGGUAUUUCAAGGGACAACUGGCACAAACGCCGUAAGACCGGUGGCAAACGCAAGCCCGUCCACAAGAAAAGGAAAUAUGAGCUCGGGCGUCCUCCAUCAAACACCAAGAUUGGACCUCGUCGCAUCCACACAGUAAGGGUCCGUGGUGGAAACAAGAAAUACCGUGCUUUGAGGCUUGAUGUGGGCAACUUCUCAUGGGGCUCAGAAUGUUGUACUCGCAAGACCAGGAUCAUCGAUGUGGUGUACAACGCCUCUAACAAUGAGCUGGUGAGAACCAAGACCCUGGUCAAGAACUGUGUGGUCCUUGUUGACAGCACUCCUUACAGACAGUGGUAUGAGUCUCACUACGCCAUUCCACUUGGAAGGAAGAAGGGUGCCAAGCUGACUCCUGAGGAAGAAGAGAAUCUGAACAAGAAGAGGUCGAAAAAGGUCCAGAAGAAGCUUAAUGACCGCCGAAAGAACAGCAAGAUCAGUCCUCUAUUGGAGGAGCAGUUCCAGCAAGGAAAGCUUCUUGCCUGCAUUGCCUCCAGACCGGGACAGUGUGGUAGGGCUGAUGGCUAUGUCCUCGAAGGCAAAGAACUGGAGUUCUACCUGAGAAAGAUUAAAGCCAAGAAAGGCAAAUAAAUGUACAGCUCACUUUGAUACGACCAUUAAAGAAAAUACCCCAACUCGG